Molecule: messenger RNA, 4993 nt
Organism: Varanus komodoensis (Komodo dragon)
Lineage: Eukaryota; Metazoa; Chordata; Lepidosauria; Squamata; Varanidae
Product: KIAA1328 ortholog
Exons: 10
Coding region: 9-1811 (600 amino acids)
Source: RefSeq, a predicted model, not a curated record
UUCCUUGAAUGAAAUUGCAUUCAGUUUCUGAUGAAGGCCAGCCUCCUGUGUAUGUUCCAGGAGUUUCUACCGAGCGGAAUUUUAGAGCAAGGCACCGGCUGAGAGGUCAGAAAGCAGAACAGAAGACAAAGGAACCUACAGCUGCUACUCCUGCCCCAAUGGAUGCCUUGAAAAAUACAGAUUUGCCUGGACAGCAGGUCCCUGACAAAGGAGGAAUGAAAAGUGCUUCUCUAAAGGAUUUAUGUCCUGAAGACAAGAGGCGCAUAGCAAACUUAAUUAAGGAGCUUGCAAGGGUGAGCGAGGAAAAAGAGGUGACAGAAGAACGGCUGAAAGCCGAGCAGGAGUCGUUUGAGAAGAAGAUCAGACAACUCGAGGAACAGAACGAACUCAUUAUCAAAGAAAGGGAAGCCCUGCAGCAGCAGUACAGAGAGUGCCAGGAACUUUUGAGCCUUUAUCAGAAGUACCUCUCAGAGCAGCAAGAAAAGCUAACCCAUUCCCUUUCGGAGCUUGAAGUUGCCAAGCAGAAAGAACAACAGAUGUCCAAGGAGAGGAGUUUUCAUCAGCCACCACCACCUUUGGAACUGGACGGAUCCUACCGUAGUAUAGCUAGACCACAGCCAUUGCACAAGAGUAACAGAAUGGCUUGUGGAAGCCCGAGUCCCAAAUCCCUCGCUCAGUCUUGUAGGAAUGGUCAUGUGCUUGGGACUGCAACCCCAGGAGGUCGGCAGGAAGAUACGAAUGGAUUCCUACUGGAAAAUGGCUUGCGCAGCAGAUGCAAUAACGGGUCGUCCCCAGCCAAGCAGAAGUUGCCUCCCCCUAGUAAAAGAACGCCAAAUGUGGACCAAAGGAAAAGCACUUGUCCUCUUCAGACUUGUUUUUUCCACAAGAAAUUCGGCAGCCCAGAUCCCGAUUCCUUCCAAGAUGGCUGCUGCAUUCCGAAAGGAUACUCUGGACCACACGGCGGCCCCUCUGCAGGCCUCUCUUGCUCACCGCGGCCCUUGGGGCUGAACAGCAGCACGGACGCGAGAGCUCAAGAAACAGGGAGUGGUAAGAGGCUAUCGGAAGAAAGGCGGAAACAGCUCCUGCUCCAGAAAAUGGAGCUGGAAAUCAAAAAGGAACGCCUUCAGAAUCUGUUAGCCAAGCAAGAGGCGAAAUUGCUGCUCCAGCAGCAGCAGCUUCAACAAUCCAGGCUUGAUUACAAUCGCUUCAAAGGCCACCAUCCCAGUUCAGAGGAGCGGCUCAUGGAUGAAGCGCUGAUGAGAGCGGGUGGUCCGGCCCCAGCGAUGAACGGCACUGCUUGGCAGCUGAGCUCCUCCAAGCCCAGCUGUGAAGGUUGCCUUUCAAACACGCCUGUGUCUGGGAAAGGCUGCAGAGCCCCAGGAGGCCUUGGAGGGAGCAGUUCUGGGAAGAAGAGGGUCGGCUUCGGUGCCCAGGAGGCAGGAGAAGGCUUUUGGGAGCACACCGAGGAAGAGGAAGCCGCCUGGCCAAGAGGAGGGAUGGCUCCAGGCUCCCGGAAGGAUGCGGCUACAUCCCCCGGACUGACAGGCAGCAGAAAGGCGUGUGCUGCGACGGCCGCCUCCCCAAUCCAGCGUGACACCUCGCGAUACGAGCCCUCUCUGCUCGACCUGGUGGAAGCGGCGAGUCUGGGCCUCCAGCAGCACUGCAGUGGGAAUCGCGGCCGUGGCAAGGUGCUUGCGCCCCCGAGCGGGAGCCGGAGAAAGCCGGGUUGGAGUCAGAGUCCUUCUGGCACCCGAAAUGGAAUAGAUGACCUGGAAGAGAGAGAAAUUCUGGAGGAGAUAUUUUUCAUUUGACGAGCCCAGCGUGUGCAGCCUUCCUGGUGGAUCUGAGGACCUUCCCUGCCUCCUUCCCUUUCUAACAUGGGCAUGUGUACAUGUCAGAAUAUUGGUUUUAAAUUAUUUGAUUGACGGAUGAUUGUCUCCUGUCUCCCCACCAGAAAAUUAACACGGUCACUUUCCUAUACAAUUCCCGAAUCAUGUUGCAACAGCGUCUGUUUGAAUAAGCCGAGCAGAGUGUUGGCGGACCAUUUCUGGACUCUUUUCAUGCACUGUUACCAGGUAUAAUUUUUAAAGGAAAAAAUUCAUGCCGUUGUAAAAGGGGCUGAGAGCUGUAUUAUUGACUUUUACUUUUUAGCCGUGAAAAACAGUUUUCUAGAACCUUAUCUCUUGCUCACUCACGUGCAAAAGCACAUUCCAACUGCACCAUUUCCCAUUUUGAAUGCAGCCCACUAAACCCGAGAGUACUCCAUAUCCUGACAGCAUUUCUGGAUCCUUCUGUCAAAUUCUGCACUGUGCCAUGUCACUGUUUUUUAGGCAGAGAAUCUGCAACUCUUCCUGACAGUAAUAGAGACUUCCAAUUAAUGAGUGUCUUACAAAAUAUGCUUCGUUAAAAUAACGGGGCAUUGGGCGUAGAGGACUUUGUGGGAUGGCCAGUCCUUACUGCUUAGGUGUCCUCACAGAAGCCGGCCUCUUGGGCCCCCUAAGCUGCUGGACCGUCUCCGCCGUUGCCGUGCAGAAUCGCGGGAGCUGCAGGGCAGACCAGCUCCUCUGGCUCCGCCUUUCUCAGCAUCCCACCUGCUCCCCGGCCUUGCAAAUAAAGACAAAUCAGUCACUGUUUCCACUCGCAGUGCCCGUUCCUCGGUCUGGCUUUAUUUAUUCGUGCAGUGCCUAUUUCCGUUUGCUCUGAGCAGCACUCCCCCAUCAGCAGCAGGCACGGCUCUUUCAAGAAGCGAGCGGCAUUGGCGAAAACGGAUCGGCUCUCUGCACAGAGCAGGGGCCUGACUCCGAAAGCCUCCCCUUGCAUGGCGCGGGAGGGGCUGCCGGGAGAGGGAGCCACUCAGUGGGGAGCCCUCAGCCCAGGGGCACUGGGCUGCUCCCGAGACCAGCUUUCCUGCCUGCAGGGGGAGCAGCUAGCCGAGGUGGGCUAGGAAGCUCGUCUGUUGACGAGGCGGCACUCUGUCCGUCAUGCACGGGCUAGGCCAGGAGAGGGAGGUGUCCCGAUGCCCCGUGGCAGGGAUCCACGUGGCCUUCCUUGGGGUUCCCUGACGUGCCGGGGCUGAGCCCUGCCUCCUCUUCUGCACUCGAGCCACAGGUCAAAACAGGAAUCGCCGCACUCUUGAAGAUACCGCAACCUGUUCCAGUGUGGCCGUAGGUCUGGUGAAUCCUUGGAAGCUGGCUCAGUGUUGGCCCCGUCACAGCGGGACGGGCAGCCUGCGGCUCCCCAAACUUCUCGGCCUGCGUCUCCCGUCAUCUCACCUCAACGGCUCUGCUGGCCAGGGCUGAUGGGAGUCGUAGGCCGCUGGCCUGGGCGUCCAUGCGUUGCCUCCGUGGCGCAUGCAGAGUCUUGUGUUCGUCCCCUCUGCCCUGCCUGAAGCGCCUGCCUUGGACCGGUCGGCAGAAGCGCGGGGCUUCCGGCGGCUGCAACCCGCUCCAGGGGCUGCCACGUUCCUGCCGUUUGGGCUGCCAUGUUUGCAGAACGAAGGGAACCCAAGGAGGAAUUCCCUCUCAAUUCCAGAAUAACCCAAACAUUUGGCCUUUGGUUUUCACUCCUCCCCGUUUGCCUGCCUGCUUGUCUUUUUAGACACCAUCUUCCACUUUCAAAGUGCCUUCAGAUUCACAUUCCAGAGUGGUUUGUUUUUUUCUCUGUCUCCACUUCUUAGUCAGUGCCAAUAUUUAGCCUCUUUUCAUACUGAAUCUAGGAUUUUUGAUAAAGCUGUUGAUAAACAGGUUAGAUUAAUGCUGUUGAUUUUUGUGUCAAAUUGUACCUUGGUCAUCAGUGUCUUUUGAAAGGAGCGUCGUCAAAGUGUUCAGCUCCAGACUUUACCCGCAGUGCUUGAAAGUCAUCCAUAGAAAUGACCCAUCUUUGAGGCACUUUAAGAAAAAUGUGUAUUUGGCAAACGGGCCGAGAGGUUGCUUGCCAAGGCGGCCAAAGCACCCCCAGUCUAAUUUUGCCACAUUCACAAAGCCAGCAGAGGCACAGUCCUCCUGGUGUACAUGUGGCAGUAAAUGUGAGGGAAACAGGCAGUGUGCAUAUGAACAUCUGCCGUGGUACCCCUCUUACCCGCAUCAGUGUGCAGUGUUAUAGAUGGCCCAGUCAGUUUGCUUAGCCUCCAGGUAAUACCCAACCUCACAGGUUGAUGAGUGAACGUCGCCACGAGGGAACUCUGCAGAGGGGAUGCGCAGUGUAGGAAAGACGCUGCCCGGGCACAUGCCUUCCCUAACUCGCUUUGGAAACCCCGUGCCCAGACGAGUCCCAAGCCCCUGCCAUUGCUGUUUGGUCAGCUGGUUUUAUGUACGACCUCCGUUGAAGUCGCAUUAACCCCCGACAUGCAUAUCCUCCAGAAAGCAACCCGGUAACCUCCCCUCCCUGCUGUACUUCUCAGUCAGCUUGUGCAAAUAGUGCUUUGCAGCCGAUGCCAAUAGAAGGCAUUUUGUCACACCGCAUCAUAAAGCUGAUGUUAUUAAAAACAUUUAUGGCCUUGGGGCGGCGAAAGGGGGAAGAAAUCGAUGGCUGUCAAAUAGGAAAUGACCAGGAUGGGCAGAAAUUAUUUUUCCAUCUGCCGAAGUGGUAGAAGAGAAUCAGAACUUGAGCUAUCCAGAGAAGUCUCUUGGCACUGCCCGUUUACGUGCAAACUUGUGUUGCUGCCAGCCGGGGAGCAGGAGGGGACGGGGAAAGGGAAGGGCCCCGUGCUUGCUGCCGGGUGAGAUCAGAACGGCCCCGGAGCAGCGUUUCUCCUGCUCAGCUGCCCUUCGUGCCUCUGGUUUUGGUUGCCUGUUGGUGCCUCACUAUGGUGUUGUUUGGUCCUGUCACAUGCACUUUGUAAGCGAAGGAUCUGUAAAAUGUUUGCCCAGCACCCUCCCCUUCCUUGGGUUCUGUUCAGUAAAUGCUACCUUAAACUCGAUUUGACCUUUUAAAUCUAAAUAUGUGUGAUGUUUUACUUUAAUAAAUUAUCAAGGUGGAAUUCCUCCCCUGUUAA